Coregonus clupeaformis (lake whitefish) is the source of this 2246-nucleotide messenger RNA. RefSeq lists its product as uncharacterized. The transcript has 9 exons. Gene Ontology annotation, cellular component: extracellular matrix. Gene Ontology annotation, biological process: positive regulation of acrosome reaction; egg coat formation; binding of sperm to zona pellucida. Gene Ontology annotation, molecular function: acrosin binding. The record is from RefSeq and is a predicted model, not a curated record. Bases 147 to 2168 code for a protein of 673 amino acids. Lineage: Eukaryota; Metazoa; Chordata; Actinopteri; Salmoniformes; Salmonidae.
AGGUGAGCGCAAUUAUCAAGCGCCUACAAGAUGAAUCUUUGAAUGGUCACUCUAAUUUGCAACCGUUUGCUUACAACAGUGUGUCCGGGAGGCGCUCUGGGCUACAGCGUUUUAUUAUUUUUUCUGCGGCUUUGGCCACUUUGAACAUGGAACAAGUUGCGUGGAUGUUUUUGUCUGUUUGCAUUUCUGCCUUUCCAUUCACACAAGUGUCCGCGGAAGCUGAUUUUAAUGUCGACAGAUGGGGUGGUCAAGUGCAUCAAAACUACCAAUUUGCGGAGCGGCACCUCCCGGGCAAUGUACCAGUACGUGAGGUGAUCAGGCCUCGGAUAGGGGAAGACGAUGCCAUCGGUGCCCCGCGGUCAGAACCACCAUACUACUUACUUCCCAUGUUCCAGCACUCGGCGGUUCCCGUCGUCGAUAGGGACUUGUUCAGACCAGUCGCCGGGAAAAUACGUUUUCCCAGUAUCUUGACCAACCUCUUACUCCCGCCACAAAAUAGUCCAGAGCUCAACCAAGUCUCUCCCGUGAGUAAUCCACGUGGAGUGGAGGUGUUGUGCGGGUACAACCAGAUCUCCGUUCGCGUCAACAGAGGUCAACUACGGUUUAGGUGUCUGGCCUCAAUGCUCUUCCUGGGCGCUUGCCCCGUCACCCGGGUCACCACACUUUUCUUUUACUUCCAUUAUAACCUGAAUGACUGUGGCAGUACUCAAACGACCAUGAAUGGCCAGCUGGUGUACUCCAGCUCACUUCGCUUUUCUCCAGAACCACAAGGGCCAGUGAUAAGAGCCAUACCUCUCAACCUCCCCAUUCAGUGCAUUUAUAACCGAUUCCACUACUCCUACAAAGUUGGCUAUGUCCCCGAGGUGCAUGACCGCACUCUCUUGAAGAGUAUGAAUGGCAAACACAUAUUUAGGCUCAUUGCAUGCAAUGCGCAAUGGGAACACUUGUUGUCAGAAGAGAGCUACAUGCUUGGGGAGCCAAUGUACUUCAAAGCCUACGCUGCUUUUGUCCCCAAAGAUGAGAAUGUGUUUGUUGAUUCCUGCUUUGUUACGCCAUCCAAGGACCCAAAUACCACACCCCGCCUCGAGGUCAUUCACAACUUUGGAUGUAUGGUGGACAGCAAGCGGAAAGGCAGUCAAUCCCAGUUCUUCUCCAGAGAGUCAAAUGUCCUGCUUUUCACUGUGGAUGCUUUCCUGUUCCCCCAAAUCACUGCUAAGCGUCUCUACCUGCACUGUACUAUGACUGUCAGGAAAUCCACUUCAAAGCGGAGCGCCAAAUCCUGCACGUACAAUAGAGCAGUGGGAAGGUGGGAGGAGCUGUAUGGCCCUCCCUCUGUGUGCUCCUGCUGUGAUUCUGUCUGUGAGGUGUCAGAGAUUUGGCCAGCCUUGAUGUCUCCUUCAGUGAAAAGCCUGAUCACCAGUGAACCCUGGAGAGUGUUGGAGGGCAGGGAGAAGAGUUUGCCCAUUCAGGCUGAGGAGAGACAGCCAGACAGUGAGGAAAGGGUGGAGGAGACCUUGGCAGUCACUUAUAGAGUGGAGGAGAAGGUGAAGUUUAAAAGCUUGGCAGUCACUCCUUGGGGGGAGGAGGAGAAAAACAUGUCAGUCGUUGUUAUGAAUAAGGUAGAGGUGGUGGAAGAGGGGGCGCAGGAAGGGACAGUUAUAGGCGUGAGAGAGGAGGGGGUGUUAGCCAGAAAAGAAGUGGCUGUGGAGGAGGUGAUUGAGGACAAACGGGCUGAGAAGGUGAUUGACGUGGAGGCUGUAGAGAAUGGCACAGACCAAGUGACAGAAAGUGUAACUUUGGAACAUGUACCUGAGGAGGUCAAGACUGGCAAUAUUUCGGAGGGAAAUACUGUGAUGGUUACGGAGGUAGCUCAGAGGAACAUGUUGAGUGUCGUCACCGCGAAUGCUGAGGUGUCAAAUAAAGUUAAGGAGCAGGUUGCUGGGGGAGAAGGGUCGAAGGUUAAGAUAGUGGGGGUUGGACAGAUGCCUUUGGAGGACGAAGCGGCAGUGUUUCUGCAGGGGUACGUGGAGCCUGCCGAGUGGAGAGAAGACUACCAAGGACCAGCCCUAGAGGAGGAGGAGCUGGGGAGGUUUUGGAAACCAUCCACAAAGGACAAGCUUGCUGUGCUGGAAACUUCUGUCCCUAUUGGAACAUUGACAUUAAAUUAACUUAAAUGAAAUAUUUCAUAAGAAGAAUUACACAAGUGUCCUUGUAUGAUUGAAUAUUAAAUUACACUUGAAUUGUUA